Messenger RNA from Drosophila sulfurigaster albostrigata, 5011 nucleotides. It is a transcript of the gene Iml1, whose product is annotated as GATOR complex protein Iml1. The coding region runs from base 231 to 4901 and encodes 1556 amino acids. Gene Ontology annotation, molecular function: GTPase activator activity. Gene Ontology annotation, cellular component: lysosomal membrane; GATOR1 complex. Lineage: Eukaryota; Metazoa; Arthropoda; Insecta; Diptera; Drosophilidae. Gene Ontology annotation, biological process: cellular response to amino acid starvation; positive regulation of autophagy; negative regulation of TORC1 signaling. The transcript is spliced from 20 exons. The record is from RefSeq and is a predicted model, not a curated record.
AGGUUAAGUCAAAGUUAAGUUAAAAUUAUAGAUUAAAUUAUAAAUGUAUAUGUACGAAAAAUAUACCUUUGCUAGCGCGCUUCUAACAGCUGUUGCGCAAAGCUUGACGUUUACCAACACUAAACUAUAAGUGCGAAACACACUUCAAAACAAAAGGCAAAAAAACAACCAGAUAGCUAAGCGAAAAACAUUUUCUUAAUGCAGAUGGAUCCGUAAAGUUCACAAUCAAAAUGAAACUUUACAAAUUAAACACCCACACGAGGGGGUGCAAUAAGUCUUACGAUGCCGAUCUGGUGCUGAAUCCACAGGAUCAUCCCACAGCCAAGGUGGGCGAUGUGGUGGAAAUUUAUUCGCCCGAGGAUGAGAAUGGCACGCAUCUGCUGCUCCAAAUAACGGAACUCAACGAACAGAGUAAAACCGGACGCAAUGUGAUAAGCAUCGAAUCGUGCAUUGCCACCGCAUUUAAGAUGCGCUCCUAUUCGAAUGUUGUGAUGCAAAUUGUGAAUCCAGCGGAUGUGGCGCUAGACUCCAUAGAGAUAACGUUCAAGGAUCAGUAUAUGGGACGCUCGGAAAUGUGGCGCCUGAAAACGUAUCUGACAAAUACAUGCGUGUAUGUGAAUAAGAAAAUCGACUACAACGACAUGCAGAUACGCUGUCAAGUGUACGAGAUGUGGUCGCAGGGCGAACGCGUCGCCAGCGGGGUCAUCACAGACGACACAAAGAUCGUCUUCCGCAGCAGCACCUCGAUGGUUUAUCUCUUUUUGCAAAUGUCAUCGGAAAUGUGGGACUUUGAUAUCCAUGGUGAUCUGUACUUUGAGAAGGCAGUUAAUGGCUUUCUUACCGAACUCUUUCAAAAGUGGAAGAAGCUGGGCUGCAACCACGAAGUGACCAUUGUGCUCUUCUCGCGCACCUUCUAUGCGGCCAAGAGCCUGGAUGAGUUUCCUGCCCACAUGCGGGAUUGCCUGCAGCUGGACUACAAAGGACGCUACUACGAGGACUUUUAUCGCGUUGCCAUUCAAAACGAACGCAACGACGACUGGUGCACUGUGCUCGCCCAGUUGCGCAAGCUCUUCACAUCGUAUCAGGAGACUGUGCUACGUUAUCACGAACGACAGCAUAUGCACAUUCCACAUGCCACCAAUUCAACGGCCACGCAGGGCAACUUCCUCGAGGUGCUCAACAUAUCGUUGAAUACGUUUGAAAAGCAUUAUUUGGAUCGCACCUUUGAUCGCACCGGACAACUCUCGGUUGUGAUUACACCAGGCGUGGGUGUUUUCUCUGUGGACAGAGAACUAACAAACAUCACCAAACAGCGUAUCAUCGACAAUGGUGUAGGCAGUGAUCUGGUGUGCGUUGGCGAGCAACCGCUGCAUGCUGUGCCGCUGCUCAAGUUCCACAACAAGGACACCACGUUGACAUCGGCCGACGAUUAUUCGCUGCCCCAUUGGAUUAAUUUGAGUUUCUACUCUACAAAUAAGAAGAUUGCCUAUUCUAGUUUUAUACCACGCAUCAAGUUGCCCAUUUUGUCGGCAGUGGAUGAGACGGAUGUGGAGGAGAGUGAGCGUAACUUUCUCAGUUGCAAUCAGUCGGAAUAUAUUCACAACUCUCUCUUCGAUUAUGAUGCCUAUGAUGAGCAAAUAUUCCAGCCACUGCCGGCGCAGAGCACCUGCUCCCUGCAACGUGUGGUGCGUGCAAAGAAGACGUCGGUGCCCAGCUUUGAGACUUAUGCUUAUCGCAACAAUGACUGGGAGAACUUGACGCCCACCAAGAUACCCAGUUUGCGACGCAAAAUGUCCGAUCCUGAUAUACACCACGGCACCUCGGGCAUGUUGGCCGCCUUGACAGACGCCACAAACUUGUCGGAGUCUUUGGCUUCCGAGAAAAAUGCACGUCGCACGAUUGUCAGCAUUGCACCAAUUGUGCGACCAGGACGUGCAUUAAUCAAUCCCUUUGAUCCGUCGCAUGUUACCAUUAAACUGACAUCCAAUCGUCGCCGUUGGACGCACAUCUUCCCCAAGGGACCGACGGGUGUGCUGAUCCAACAACAUCAUUAUCAGGCUGUGCCUGCCAAGGCGACGCCUGCGGCCAACUACAGUCGCCAGUUGCAGCACUCGACGAGCAGCAACAACAACUGCAAUGCCAACAAUAACAAUGAGAAUGAUUACAACAAUGCAGCUGCUGGCGAGCAAUACGAUCAGGUGUCGACGCACUCCUUGAUGAGUCUCAGCAAAUCGAUUGCAUCGCAGCAGUUUGUGAUGGGCGAGGAGAAAGUGGAUUUUUUCAAGCGACGCCACAAUUCGCUGCUAACAGCAACAGCUGCCGCUGCCAAUGUGCCCAAUCUGACGGCGACCCAGGCCAAGUCGUAUCUGUGGGGUGCCACGGGGGAGCAGGAGUGGACGCCCGCAAUUACUACGGAAAAUGGGAAUGCAACGGGAAAACACAUGAAACCGAUUGUCGAAGUUGACCAUAGUAAUUUUGGAAGCUCACCGCUUGAGGCUACUACACCAGAGGCGGUCGGCAAAGGAAAGAUCAUCAUAGGCGUCGACUGGAAAUCGCUGUCCAUUCCCGCCUGCCUGCCCAUCACAACCGACUAUUUUCCCGACAAGCGUUCGCUGCACAACGAUUAUGUCAUCUCCGACUACACGCUUCUGCCGGACGAUGUUAAUCUGGACUAUGCCAGAAGUCGUGCUGUCUACCGCAAGCCUUUGUCCACAGAGGAGGUCUGCAAGGAGAUUGUCUCGCAACGUCUUGCACAGGGCUUUCAACUCAUUGUGGUUGAGGAGAAGCCAAGCGCAUCAAAUGGUUGCUGCUCGACUAGCGGACCUGGCUGUGCCUUGACGAGCAAUCAAUGCAGCACAGUGUUGCCGCCAUCCGCUGAGACUAGGAAAGAGUAUCUGCUGUCCAUUGGACGCAUUUUUCACAAGAUCUCGCUAACUGGUUCGGUUAUCACCGUAACGGGAUACAGACCCAGACACCCCUAUCCGCCCAUCAAUGUUGAUUACCGUUAUCGCUUCCAUGCGCCGCAGCAUGAAACCUAUGAGAUUUCGGGCGUUAACUUUACCACAGAGAAACUGGAGAACUUUAACUGGAAUCACAUGGAUCUUUACAUCUGCACACGUGGCGACGUUGAUUAUCCCCUAAUGGAUAGUCUAAAGUACUGGCGUUUUCGCAUGUAUUUACUGCCGCGUGAGAACAUGGUUAACAAGAUCGUUAGCUUUGGCAGUCAACGCUGCGAUAUCUUCACAGAUGCCGUUGUCGACAAUACGCGGGAGCAAAUCGAUGACUUUGUGCGACUUAUUGAGAACGUCAGCAAGUUGAAGCGGCAAAUUGGACGCAAAGCUCGCGAUAGCCCCACCACCCACAGCCUAACCAAGCGGCGACACAGUACGAGCAUUAUAUCCAGGCCUCCUAACCAGGGACUCACGAAUUCUCCGUUUCGUGAGCGCGUCGGCAGUAAUCGGCUGCCCGAGAAAAGACCAAGCAUUAAUGUGCGUUCUAAGCUCGAGGCAAGUCGCAUUUCGCGCAUCUUUCCCGGCACGGAUGCUGCGGCUGCUGCUGCAGCCUCAAAUGCUGCUGCUGGAGUCAUUCCACGCGAUGAUCAGGACGAUGGUUUCCCUGUGGAUAUCAAGUUCAGCGCCAAUAUCACACUAGCUGAGAUCUUUGAGGCAAUGAAGCAUCCAAUCACAGGUGUGGGUUACUUUACGCAGACGCAAUCGUUGCCCUCCUGUACUUUUGUUUCCUAUGAUGCACUUCUUUGGCUGAAGGCGCGUCUAAGCAAUGGACGGCAUCCAUUAGAUAUACUGGAAGCCAUGCGCAAAGAGCACAUGAUUUGUCACGCAUCUGGUGACUGGAGUAAGCCCAUUAUAGCCGGAUUUGUCUUCUACUAUGUGGUGCAGCAGGACAAGAAUGCCAAAGAUUAUGCGCCGCCUUUAAAUGAUUACAGUGCUUUCGUGAACGAGUGGCUGGAGAUUGAGUUCCAAGGCUGUAGUUUCCUGUGGCAUGACGAACCGUCUCCUUCUGAGGUGCCCAAUUUCCUGCGCGACACAACUGCACCACAAUCCUGGAAGACUAAGCGUGUCUAUCGUCAGUCGCAUUUGGAGAUCGAUGUGAAUCAGAAGAGUGAUCGCAUGGAGUGGGGUCAUGUGAAGCAUCACACAGUCAUGCAGCCGGGAUUUGCAUUUGAGUUGGUCGUCGAGUGGGUUACUUCCUCAGGACCCAUCGUCUCUGAUUUGAUCUCUGGCUGGAUGCGCAAAGCGAUCCAUUGUAGUUAUCAGCUAGUGUCUGUACCGGCUGAUCCUAUGGCUGAGCCAUUUACCAAGAAAUCCGAUCCAUUACGUGGACCUAUUUUCAUUCCACUGUGCGUCACAUUCUUGCCCGACGGUGCUGCGCUCUUCGAUGAAUUCCCGGAGGAGAGCAGAGCGGAUCGCAUGCUCUUUUUGCAGGAGGCAAUUUUGGCAAGAUUUGGCUUCUUGCCCUGCGUGCUCGAGGAAACAAAUAAAGAUCUCCCCAAGGAGUAUCAAUAUGUGCACUGCACUGGUAACAUGUUUGCUCUAAUACGCUGCGCCAGCAACAAGAACCAAGUGGAGUCGCCUAGUCGCCAGGAGGCGAAUGUGACGCGUUGUGUCUAUGGCCACACUAACAACACGAAUGUACCCAAGAAAGUUGGUUUCUUGUGGGCCUGGAAUCACAUGAUACCCAACAAGAAGUGGAAGGCGUUAACCAUUAACAAUUCAGAGAACGGUGAACUUUUCCAACUGAAGAUGCUGAAGGAUUUCCGAGAAUUUUGCUCGAACAGUGAUCAGCGCUUAGCCAACUUUUGGGCAAAUUGCCAGGAGCUGAAGCGCAAAUCUAAGAAAUUUGAAUACAACAAUAAUAACAACGAUGACUCCAAGAAUAUAUAAGUUAUUUAUCGGUCAUGAUCUUAGUUAUUUGUUAGCCUUUAAAUGUUAAACAUUGAAUAUAUCAAAGAAAAUGAAACGAGAUUAGCAAUAAUUACUGUUAUCCUAUAAGA